Molecule: messenger RNA, 1453 nt
Organism: Spirometra erinaceieuropaei
Lineage: Eukaryota; Metazoa; Platyhelminthes; Cestoda; Diphyllobothriidea; Diphyllobothriidae
Source: the annotation of a GenBank genome assembly
AUGGUGCGUCAGCUCCACAAUGGCAUGACGGCACGCAUCACGGACAAUGGAGUCACCUCAGAGGCAUUCGCAGUGACCAACGGAGUGAAACAGGGCUGUGUCCUCACGCCUAUCCUCUUCAGUCUCAUGCUCACUGCCAUGCCAAUAGACGUCUACCGUGACAAACGUCCGGGGAUUUGUGCCACCUACUGCACGACGGCUAACUCUUCAAUCAUCGGCGGAUGCAUUUCCAGUCGUGUGUAUCCACUAUUACCGUCAACGAACUUCUUUUCGCAGGCGACUGUGCUCUCAACACCACCUUCGGAGGGGAGCAUGGACCUCCUCGCCACCGCCUGUGACAACUACGACCUGAUUAUCAAUACGGGGAAGACAGCGAUUAUGCAUCAACCGCCAUCCAAGGCUGCCUACCACGUACCCUAAAUCAACGUGAACGGUGUCCAACUGGAAGCCGUGGACAACUGCACCUAUCUGGCAGCACCCUUUCCCGCAGCGCCAAAAUCGACGAUGAAGUAGCACGCCAAAUCUCCGAGGCCAUCCAAGCCUCCGUUCGCCUGCAGAACACCGUCUGGAAUCGUCACGGUCUCCACCUCAGAACCUCAACCGACGCUGCCGUAUGGAGCGGAGACCUGGACAGUGUACGAGCAGCAGGCGCAAAGGCUCAACCACUUCCACCACCGCUGUCUUUGAAGGAUAAUAAGGCUGAGGUGGCAUCGGAUUCCGACCACGGAUGUACUGGAAUGGACAGGAAUCCACAGCAUCUACGCCAUGCUGAGACAGCUGCAUCUGCGCUGGAGCGACCAUCACUUGCGUAUGGACAACGAGCGCUCACUCAAACGACUCUUCUAUGGAGAUGUCCUCAUGGGUUCCCACCGACAACCAGGUCAAGUCCAGCGCUACAAGAAUACCCUGAAUCGCCUGCAGAUCAACACGGCCAAUAGGGAAGACCUCACCCAGGAGCGACCGACCUGGAGGAGAGCAGUGAAAUCCAGCGCAGCAAUCGACGAAGACAACCGCAUAAGCUGACGGCAAAGCCAAAUGGGAAGCUCGUAAAUCUCAACUGCCUCCGCCUUGCAACGUCAACGCACAGCCACCCACAGCCUGCCCACGCUUCCAGCGGACGCGCGAAGCACCAGUCGGUCUCAUUAGACAUCUUCUUAACAACUGCAGCACCGGACUAUACCAGCUGUUGUCUCCUCCUCCAACUCUGCCUCAUCCUCCACGCCGACAACUAACAUUGAUCUCACCCCCACAACCAUCCUCCUCCGUCGCCUCAACAUCUGCUACGGAGGCUCCUGCCUCCGCCACCGCUGCACAAAAUUCUGACGCGCCGGCAAACACCAACCUCACCAUCGUCAACACGAGCGACGUGGACUUGGUCCAUACUGGUCCUCAUUGCGAUCGCACCUUCGCCUCACACACCGGUCUGGCCGGUUACUCGCACAGGGACUGGUGA